AAUAUCACUUGACCUCGCAACCUGUCACCAGCUUCCGCGCGCGAAGCGGGUUGUGCGACACAAGACCGCGUUUGCGGGCACCUGUGAGACCCCACAGGUAGCUCUGAAAAGAGCAAAGUCGCCCGCGGCCGCACGCGCGCGCGCGACGUGAACAACUGCCCGUGGAACUAUGUUGCGCAACAUUCGCUCCUCCCGCACGACGGUGCGCGGCUGGGCGCGGGCCCUGGCGUCCGUGGGCGCGUCGGGCCGGGCGCCCGGCCGCCAGGGCCUCUACGACCCCGACUUCGAGCGCGACGCGUGCGGCGUCGGUCUCGUCGCGUCGCUGAAGAAGGAGCCGACGCGGCGGACGCUCGUGGACUGCAACGAGAUGCUCGUGCGCAUGAGCCACCGCGGGGGCUGUGGCUGCGACCCCCAGUCCGGCGACGGCGCGGGCAUGCUCGUCGCCAUGCCCGACUCGUUCCUGCGGCAGGAGUGCGCGUGGGAGCUGCCGGCGCUCGGCGACUACGCCGUCGGCAUGUGCUUCCUGCCCCAGGACGAGGCCAACGCCGCGGCGGCGCGGCGGUCCCUGGAGCGCGUGAGCCGCCAGCGGGGCAUGUCGGUCCUGGGGUGGCGCGUCGUGCCGACGGACAACUCGGACCUCGGCGAGGCGCCGCUGGCGUCGGAGCCGCGCGUCGAGCAGCUCUUCCUCGCCAAGCCCGAGGCCUGGGACGGCGGCAAGUUCGCCCGCGAGCUCUACCGCGCCCAGUCCGUGGCCCAGCUCGAGGCCUUCGCGACGAUGCAGGAGCAGGGCGUCGGCGAGGACGCGGUCUUGUACAUCAACAGCCUCAGCCCGUACCAGAUCACGUACAAGGGCCAGCUCACGCCCGAGCAGGUGUUGCCGUACUUCGGCGCGGACCUCGGCCACGACGACUUCCUCACGCACCUCGCCCUCGUCCACAGCCGCUUCUCGACGAACACGUUCCCGUCGUGGUCCCGCGCGCAGCCGCUGCGCAUGAUGUGCCACAACGGCGAGAUCAACACGCUCCGCGGCAACAAGAACUGGAUGCGCGCGCGCGCGGGCCUGCUGCGGUCCCCGGCCUACGGCGACGACACGAACCAGCUCCUGCCCGUGACGUCCGACGAGAUGUCCGACAGCGGCAACUUCGACGGCGUGCUCCAAUUAUUGACGACGGCGUCGGAGCGGACGCUGCCCGAGGUCGCCAUGAUGAUGGUCCCCGAGGCCUGGCAGGAUAACGACUCCCUGAGCGACGCGAAGAAGGCCUUCUACGAGUACAACUCGUGCUUGAUGGAGCCCUGGGACGGGCCCGCGCUCAUCGCGUUCACCGACAGCAACAAGUGGGUCGGCGCGACGCUGGACCGCAACGGCCUCCGGCCCGCGCGCUACUACGUGACCAACGACGACCGCGUUUUAGUAUCGUCCGAGGUUGGGGUGAUCCCCUGGCUGAAGCCCAAGGACGUCAAGACGAAGAGCCGCCUCGAGCCGGGCAAGAUGUUUUUGCUCGAUUUGGAAGCGGGCCGCGUCGUGCCCGACGACGAGAUCAAGGAGGCCGUCGCCGCGGCCAAGCCCUACGGCGAGUGGCUCGAGCAGCGGCGCGUCUUCCUCUCCGACUGGGCCGCGGCGACGGCGCCGCCGCGCGCGGAGCUCGACGACGCGAACGUCGCGCGGAGCCUCGUCAUGCACGGCUACACCACCGAGACGAUGGAGACGCUCUUGGCGCCCAUGGCCAUCGGCGGCAAGGAGGGCUUCGGGUCCAUGGGCAACGACGCGGCGCUCGCCGUGCUGUCUUCCGAGCCGCGGCCGCCGAGCGACUACUUCAAGCAGCUCUUCGCGCAGGUCACGAACCCGCCCAUCGACCCGAUCCGCGAGGAGCUGGUCAUGUCGUUGGUUUGCCCCGUGGGGCCCGAGUCGAACCUGCUGGACCCGACGGCGGAGAACUGCGCGCGGCUAGUUGUGGACCACCCCGUGCUCACGCCCCAGGAGCUCGCGGCGCUGACGUCCCAGUCCGCGCGCGACUCGGGCUGGGCGGCGAAGACGCUCGACAUGACCUUCGACCGCGCGGGCGCAGACCUGGCGCCCCUCGACCCGACCUACGCCGGCGCGGGCGCCACGGGCCUGCAGCAGGCGCUGGAGGACCUGUGCACGCAGGCGUCGCUCGCGGUCCAAGGCGCGUUCGGCGAGGACGGCGCGGCGAUCCUCGUGCUCUCGGACGUCAUGGCGGGCCCGGGCCGGUUGCCCAUCCCGUCGCUCCUCGCCGUCGGCGCCGUGCACCAGCACCUCCUGAAGACGGGCCAGCGCGGCAAGGCCGCGCUCUUCCUCGACUGCGGCGACGCGAAGGAGGUGCACGACGUCGCGCUCGCCGUCGGCUUCGGCGCGGACGGCGUCUGCCCGCGCGUCGCCUACCAGGCCCUCAGCAAGCUCAAGUCCGACGGUUUGAUCGCCGCGCGCAUGCGCAACGAGAUCGCCAAGCCCGACGACCUGCCGACGGACGACGAGCUCCACUACGCGUACCGCAAGGCCUUGGCCAAGGGCCUGCUCAAGGUCAUGUCGAAGAUGGGCAUUAGCACGCUCCAGUCCUACAAGGGCGCCCAGAUCUUCGAGGCCGUGGGCCUCCACGCGGACGUCGUCGACACGUGCUUCUCGGGCACGCCGAGCCGCAUCGGCGGCGCGUCGUUCGACGCGCUGCAGCGCGACGUCGUCACGAACCACAACCACGCCUGGGGCGCGGCCCAGACGACCUUCCAGGUGAACCACGACAAGGUGCCCCAGCUCCCCAACCCGGGCCAGUUCCACUACCGCGACGGCGGCGAGACGCACCUCAACACGCCCGCGGGCAUGGUCCACCUCCAGGCCGCGGCGCGCGGCGACUCGCGCGAGGCCUUCAAGCGCUACUCCGCCGAGGUCGACGCGCAGAACGACAAGUCGACGCUCCGGGGCAUCCUCCGCUGGAAGCCCGCCGCGCUCAAGGCCGGCCUGGCCAAGAACGUCAAAAUCGACGACGUCGAGCCCGCGAAGGACAUCGUCAAGCGCUUCGUCACGGGCGCCAUGUCCCUCGGGUCCAUCUCCCGCGAGACCCACGAGGCUUUGGCCGUCGCCAUGAACCAUUUGGGCGGCAAGUCGAACACGGGCGAGGGCGGCGAGGACCCCGUGCGCUUCGGCGACAACCGCCGGUCGUCGAUCAAGCAGGUCGCGUCGGGCCGCUUCGGCGUCACGUCCCACUACCUCGCCAACAGCGACCAGAUCCAGAUCAAGAUGGCCCAGGGCGCCAAGCCCGGCGAGGGCGGCGAGCUCCCGGGCUACAAGGUCUCGGACUACAUCGCGGAGUGCCGCGGCACGACGCCCGGCGUCGGCCUCAUCUCGCCGCCGCCGCACCACGACAUCUACUCCAUCGAGGAUCUGGCCCAGCUCAUCCACGACCUCAAGUGCGCCAACCCCGAGGGCGACGUGUCCGUGAAGCUCGUGUCCGAGGUCGGCGUCGGCGUCAUCGCCGCGGGCGUCGCCAAGGCCAAGGCGGACCACAUCGUCAUCUCCGGCGGCGACGGCGGCACGGGCGCGGCGGCCUGGACGGGCAUCAAGUGCGCGGGCCUGCCCUGGGAGCUCGGCAUCGCCGAGGCGCAGCAGACGCUCGUGCUCAACGACUUGCGGGACCGCAUCCGGCUCCAGACCGACGGCCAGCUCAAGACCGCGCGCGACGUCUGCGUCGCCGCGGCGCUCGGCGCCGAGGAGUACGCCUUCUCCACGGGGCCGCUCAUCGCCCUGGGCUGCAUCAUGAUGCGCAAGUGCCACCUCAACACGUGCCCCGUCGGCAUCGCGACGCAGGACCCCGAGCUCCGCGCGAAAUUCGACGGCCAGCCGGAGCACGUCAUCAACUUCUUCUUCCUGUUGGCCGAGGAGAUGCGCGCGACGUUGGCGUCGUUGGGCAUGACGUCCAUGGACGACCUCAUCGGCGCCGCGGGCGACGUGCUCGAGGUCGACCCCAUUAAGCUCCGGAAGAACGGCCGGCCGGACAAGACGGCGGGUCUGGACCUCGCGCCCCUGCUCCAGCCGGCGUCGGAGCUCAACCCGACGGCGGGCCACCUCCACGCGGCGACCCAGGACCACGAGCUCGACGCGAAGAUCGACAACGAGCUCAUCGCCGCCGCGCGGAGUCUCAUCGACGCGUACGCGGCCGGCGGCGACCACGCGCCCGUCGUCGUCGACCACGAGACGACGAAUUUGGACCGCACGCUCGGCACCAUGCUGAGCUCCGCCGUGUCCAAGGCCUGCGGCAAGUCCGGUUUGCCCGACGGGGCCGUGACGAUCCGCCUCAGCGGGUCGAGCGGCCAGAGCCUCGGCUUCACGCUCGCGCCGGGCGUCACCAUCGAGGUCCUCGGCGACGCCAACGACGGCUGCGGCAAGGGCCUGUCGGGGGGCAAGAUCGUCGUGCGGCCCCCCGAGGACCAGCUUCUCGACCCGGCCUUCGUGCCCGCGGAGAACGUCAUCGUCGGCAACGUCGCGUGCUACGGCGCGACGGCCGGCGAGGCCUACUUCCGGGGCGUCGCCGGCGAGCGCUUCUGCGUCCGCAACAGCGGCGUCCUCGCCAUCAACGAGGGCCUCGGCGACCACGGCUGCGAGUACAUGACCGGCGGCCGCGUCGUCGUCCUCGGCGCGACGGGCCGCAACUUCGCCGCGGGCAUGUCCGGCGGCGUCGCCUACGUCUACGACCCCCACGGCGCCUUCCCGGACAAGUGCAACAUGGGCAUGGUCGAACUCGGGCCCGUCGACGACGCCGACGAGGCCGCGGAGCUCCGCGGCUUCGUCCAGAAGCACCUCGACCACACGGACAGCGACGUCGCCAAAGAGCUCCUCGGCGACUGGGACGCCCACGUCGGCGCCUUCGUCCGCGUCAUGCCCACGGACUACAAGGCCGUCAUCGAGCAGCAGAAGCGCGACGCCGCGGCCGCGGAGUUCGACGCCGCGUAGAGUUCGCCUGUACCAAACGCCCCCCCUCCCCUCCCCCGGGCGCCCCUGCCCCACGGCAGCCCCACCUGUAAUCACUCCUUGCCGUC
This is a messenger RNA of Aureococcus anophagefferens, 5046 nucleotides long. RefSeq lists its product as hypothetical. NCBI's taxonomy places the organism in Eukaryota, Pelagophyceae, Pelagomonadales, Pelagomonadaceae. Gene Ontology annotation, molecular function: glutamate synthase activity. The coding region runs from base 170 to 4960 and encodes 1596 amino acids. The transcript has a single exon. The record is from RefSeq and is a predicted model, not a curated record.